Molecule: messenger RNA, 3237 nt
Organism: Armigeres subalbatus
Lineage: Eukaryota; Metazoa; Arthropoda; Insecta; Diptera; Culicidae
Gene: Gclc
Product: glutamate--cysteine ligase
Exons: 5
Coding region: 428-2368 (646 amino acids)
Biological process (GO): glutathione biosynthetic process
Cellular component (GO): glutamate-cysteine ligase complex
Molecular function (GO): glutamate-cysteine ligase activity
Source: RefSeq, a predicted model, not a curated record
GGUCGAAUAAGCAGCAGUGUCUUCCAUUUAUAUAAAAGUGCUCAGCCAGGACAGUCUGGCCAACCAUAGUGCAUCGAGUUUUCUGACGUAAAGCAUUGCCGCUGAGCUUCGUUUACAGUGUACUGUGUUAUAUUAUCGUGAAUUAACCUUGACUUGCGAAACGCGCGUGUAAAGUAUUACGUAGUGCAGGAAAAGACGCGGUGAACAAGGGGCUCCGGAAUUCAGUGGAACAUCGCAAGUGUUGUCAAUUUACGCUCAUAGCACCAAUACUGAAUGUGUUGUAUUGCGGUUGUGCAGCGUGUGAUUUCGCAGUAAUUCGUACCACUUAUCCACAAACUGAAAGACACAUACAAGCGUUAUACACCUGGUGAAUCGUACUACCAAUAUUGAAUCUACAAACAGUCGAAAAGCGUAACAUUGAAACACGAUGGGACUGCUGAGCGAAGGAAGUCCGCUAAGCUGGGAGGAAACGAAAGCCUUGGCGCAACAUGUACGCGAACAUGGCAUCGAACAGUUUAUCAAUUUGUACGCCCGGCUCAAGGAUCGGCAGGGCGAUGUGCUCAAGUGGGGCGAUGAGGUGGAAUAUAUCAUCGUGCGGUUCGAUGAUGAGAAAAAGGAAACGCAGGUGUCCCUGCGGGCCCGUGAAAUGCUGGCCGUGCUAAACGAGAAGGAACACGCUGAUCCGACAGGUGUUAAAUCGCUCUGGCGACCGGAGUACGGUGCGUACAUGAUUGAAGGUACACCCGGCAAACCCUAUGGCGGCCUGCUAGCGCACUUCAACGUGGUAGAGGCCAACAUGCGCUACCGUCGUUUGGAAGUGGCUGAACUUUUGCCACCAGGUGAACACGUUAUGUCGAUCACCAACUUCCCUCGAUUGGGAGCCCUCAAUUUCACCUAUCCGCCCGCAAAGCCAACACCCGAGGAUGAAUCCUGCGCUGCACGGUCGCUCUUCUUCCCUGAUGAGGCCAUAUAUCCGGGGCAUCCACGCUUCAAGACUCUAACACGCAACAUCCGUCAGCGACGGGGUGAAAAGGUUUCCAUCAAUCUACCUGUAUUUAAGGAUAAGAAUACAGUGAUUCCUGUCGAAGGUAGUCUACCAGACAAACCCGAUUACGUUCACAUGGACGCUAUGGGCUUCGGUAUGGGCUGUUGCUGUUUGCAGUUGACGUUCCAAGCCUGCAACAUCGCCGAAGCACGAACGUUGUAUGAUCAGCUUACUCCGAUGUGUCCGAUCAUGCUUGCCUUAACUGCCGCCAGUCCAGCAUAUCGAGGAUACCUGACUGACGUUGACUGUCGUUGGAAUGUCAUCUCUGCUUCAGUGGACUGUCGAACCAAGGAGGAAAAAGGAGAAGUUCCACUCAAGAAUGAUCGUUUCCGCAUCUACAAAUCUCGCUACGAUUCCAUUGAUUCCUAUCUCUCUCCGGCUGGUGAAAAGUACAACGAUAUGCCUCUAGUAUUGGAUGAAAAAUUGUAUAACAGACUUCGCGAGGGUGACAUCGAUCAUCUUUUGGCGCAGCACAUUGCUCAUCUGUUCAUUCGCGACUCGGUGUCUCUAUUCAGCGAGAAAGUCCAUCAGAAUGAUAAGGAAGAUACCGACCAUUUCGAGAACAUUCAAUCGACCAACUGGCAAACGAUGCGCUUUAAACCUCCGCCACCGAACUCCUCAAUCGGAUGGCGUGUGGAGUUCCGACCAUGUGAAGCUCAGCUGACCGAUUUUGAAAAUGCAGCCAUCGUUUGCUUCAUAGUUUUACUUACUAGAGUGAUCUUGUCGUACCAGCUGGAUUUCCUGAUCCCAAUUAGCAAGGUGGACGAAAAUAUGCAAAACUCGCAAAAACGUGGAGCCGUGUUGACGGAGAAAUUCUGGUUUAAGAAAAAUAUCACUGGAUCCACUGUUGCUAAUGGUACUGGUCAGGUUAACCAAGAAGUUAAUAAUCACCACCCGGAGCAAGACACAACUGAUAACGAUGAAAUGAGUGAGGAGUAUGAAUUAAUGACUAUCGAUCAGAUCAUCAGCGGCAAGGGACAAUUUCCGGGGCUGGUACCUCUGAUCAACAGCUAUUUAGGAUCAAUGGAUGUGGAUGCUGAUACGCACUGCACUAUUCAACAAUAUCUCAGGUUGAUUCAAAAGCGAGCAUCCGGUGAGCUUUUAACGACAGCAUCCUGGAUACGGAAGGAAAUAACCGGCCAUGAAGAGUACAAGCAAGAUUCGGUGGUCAGCGAACGCAUCUGUUACGACUUGCUGAAGAAAGCUAAGGACAUUCAGGAUGGCAUCCGGCCCUGCCCGGAGCUGCUAGGAAGCAACAUCAAUUCGAAGACUACCGACAACAUUCCGCCAGCGAUCGAGAAACAUCUAACCAAACGAUGCUAAAACACGAGCGAACCACUUCUGUCCAAACAUUGUCUAUAAUCUCGGAACACUAAAUAGCACAUAGAGGAGUUUCAAUGCAUUUAAUCCAGUCUGGUGUAUUAAUGUUCCAAAUGGAAUCCAUGUUUAUGGUAGAGACUAUGAUGGCGAAGAAGUGUUCUUACUAUGCGGGUGAAAAUGUCUUUGUUAUUGAUUGGUUCAAACGGUUUGGUAGAAAUUAUAGUAAAAGAACAGAGAACAAACAGGUUCAAGGACUGCGUCUAUAUAUGGUUUUUAUUAGUUUUAAAAUAUGAAAAUUAUGUGUAGUAGUCGAACGUAUACUUAAAUUUUUGAACAAUUUUGUACUUUUACUACAGAGUUAGUGAGGAUUUUCAUUAGUUAUUAGGUAUUAGUUCCGAGAUAAAGUUAUAUUAUGUUACAUGUUACACUUUUUAAAUUCGUAAUGAGGGAAGUCUUCAGUAUGAGUCUUUGGCAUUUAGAUUUCCAUUAUAAUUUACCUAGCAGGUGACAUCUUUGCGGUAUUAUGAGAGAAGUACACUGAGACAAAUUUACAUAAAGAAUUUAAACGCCUUAUGAAAAUUUGCCAUAUGAAAUCGAUUUGAAUUUCUGUUGUCUGCCUUUUGAAUCAUAUUUCCUUAAUGUUAAAAAGAGACGUGCACACUAUCCACGUUUAAAUCUUUCAGGGGACUAAAAAGUGGAAAUCAUUCCACGAAUUGUAUGGCGUUACUUAUGAAGUUCGAUAGUUGAGCUGAAUAAGUGUAAAAAUAUAGUAAUAACAAAUACUUUACACAUACCAACCUGCACAAAAAAAUAAGUGUUAUUUGUGUACUCUACAAUCAACGAAUAAACCAACACUGAUAUCUCACCCCUCA